AUGGCGGAAGGACCGCAAACGAUAUGGCAGAAGGUCGACAACUCCACUAUACCCGUAAUAAACCUCGAGGUGCGGGAGGUACGCGAGGUAUUAUGGGAGAAAAUAAAGGAACCGACGUCACAAAGGAAAAUUAUUUUAGUAAUCGUGUGCAUUGCUCUACUGCUAGACAACAUGUUAUACAUGGUGAUUGUGCCGAUCAUACCGGACUACUUGCGGUACAUCGGUGCUUGGGGCGAGGCUGGCACUGACCACGUUGUUACGCUAGCUCCGUACAAAGAAGGCAAUAUAACCAUAACACCAACAAUGAUAAUUCCUGCAUCGCAUGAAGGCCAAGAUUCGGCAACUGGUAUCUUAUUUGCAUCUAAAGCAAUAGUCCAGCUUAUGAUAAAUCCUUUUUCUGGUGCCUUAAUUGACCGCAUUGGAUACGAUAUACCUAUGAUGAUCGGACUUAUUAUUAUGUUUCUUUCUACAUCGAUUUUUGCGUGUGGACGAAGCUACAGCAUGUUGUUCUUCGCGAGGAGUCUUCAAGGCGUCGGAUCUGCAUUUGCUGAUACAGCCGGUUUAGCUAUGAUUGCUGAUAGAUUCACCGAAGAGGCCGAGAGAUCUAAGGCUCUUGGCAUUGCUCUUGCAUUUAUUAGCUUCGGUUGUCUCGUGGCACCUCCUUUUGGCGGCGCUUUAUACCAGUUCGCAGGAAAGGAAGUUCCGUUUUUAAUCCUUGCGCUUAUUUCGUUGAUGGACGGUUUCAUGUUACUGCUUGUAAUGAAGCCAUUAAAGACACAGAUGAAGGAGGCAAACGAGCCAAAACCUAACGGCACACCGAUCUGGAAGCUUCUUAUGGAUCCCUAUAUAGCCGUCUGUGCUGGAGCUCUGAUGAUGUCUAACGUAGCACUCGCGUUUUUGGAGCCAACUAUUUCCCUUUGGAUGGAAGACAACCUCACUAAGGAGAAUUGGAAAAUUGGUAUGAUAUGGCUACCGGCGUUCUUCCCUCACGUUCUCGGAGUGAUAAUUACAGUUAAAAUGGCAAGAAAAUAUCCUCAGCAGCAAUGGUUGAUGGCAGCGGGGGGACUUGCACUAGAAGGCUUGUGUUGUUUUAUUAUACCCUUUGCAAGUUCUUACAAGAUGUUGAUGAUACCCAUUUGCGGCAUCUGUUUUGGUAUAGCUUUAAUAGACACCGCCCUGCUUCCCACUUUGGGUUACCUGGUUGAUGUGAGGUACGUUUCUGUGUACGGAAGUAUUUACGCUAUCGCUGAUAUAUCUUAUUCAUUCGCCUACGCAGUCGGCCCAAUUAUAGCUGGCGAAGUUGUCGAAGCGAUUGGCUUCACAGCAUUGAACCUUCUCAUUGCCUUUAGCAACUUGCUCUACGCGCCUAUGCUGAUGUACCUCAGGCAUAUUUACGAUUUCAAACCAUUUGAGAAUGAGGCCAACAUCCUUAUGUCAGAUCCGCCGGAAAAGGAGUACCAGACCUACAGCAUGCAAGACCAAAAACCUGUGAACGGAGAGUUUAAAAACCAUUUAGAGUAUUCUAAUGUGGCUGGUCAGGCUGGCACCGUUCAGGAGUCGAAUGUUGAUAUGAAUGCGGGGGCAGAUCAGUAUCAGGGCAGCUAUCAGAAUUAUAGUCAAGGUUAUGAUCAGCAACAGAAUUUCCAGCGUCAAGAGGGUUACACACCAGCAAGGCAAUUACCGGCCCAGCCGCAGCCACCACCCAGCAAUCCCUUCCGGGCUGCAGCAUCGCCAGCCCAUCCCGCUCCGGCCGCCGCACCCACGCCUGCCCCCGCACCGGUCAAAAAUCCUUUCCGACAAGGCUUCUAG
Parnassius mnemosyne (clouded apollo) is the source of this 1809-nucleotide messenger RNA. The record is from the annotation of a GenBank genome assembly. NCBI's taxonomy places the organism in Eukaryota, Metazoa, Arthropoda, Insecta, Lepidoptera, Papilionidae.